This is a messenger RNA of Quercus lobata, 818 nucleotides long. RefSeq names its product thioredoxin Y2 (gene TY2). The transcript is spliced from 5 exons. Gene Ontology annotation, cellular component: cytoplasm. Bases 50 to 577 code for a protein of 175 amino acids. Gene Ontology annotation, molecular function: protein-disulfide reductase activity. The record is from RefSeq and is a predicted model, not a curated record. NCBI's taxonomy places the organism in Eukaryota, Viridiplantae, Streptophyta, Magnoliopsida, Fagales, Fagaceae.
UUUAUAUUUCCUGUCCAAAGUCCAAACAGAGGAGAGUAGAGAGAAGGCAAUGGCGGUCUCCGUUUGGGCAUCAUCAUCAUCUACGAUUCCUUCUUCAAAAUAUAAUAAUUUCUUUGCAGCAGCGGCUUCAUCUUCUUCUUCUUUUUCGAAUUCGUCUUCUCUGAAAUUUCCUUUACAGCGACUUCCAAUCAGUUGGGUCUGCUCUCCCUCUCCCUCUCCCUCACGCCCUCGACUCCUUCCUCUGGUCAAAGCCAAGAAGCAAACAUUUUCCUCCUUUGAUGAUUUGCUGACUAAUUCUGACAAACCUGUAUUGGUUGACUUCUAUGCGACCUGGUGUGGUCCUUGUCAAUUCAUGGCUCCCAUCCUCAAUGAAGUUAGUACUCAGCUGAAAGAUACGAUCCAGGUGGUGAAGAUCGACACUGAGAAGUACCCUAGCAUUGCUAAUAAAUACAAAAUAGAAGCAUUGCCUACAUUCAUCAUAUUUAAGGACGGAGAACCGUAUGAUCGCUUUGAGGGCGCUUUAAGUGCAGAUCAACUCAUCCAACGGAUUGAGAACUCUCUAAAAGUUAAGCAAUAGUUAAGUCAGCAACAAAUUGAAGCUCUUAGAUUGGAGUACUGGAUUUGAUGAAGAAAUGCAUGCAAGAUUGCUCUGGCCUUCUUUUAGCACUUCCUUCCCAAUUUUUUUGUAAGUGGUAUGUAAUGAAAAAUAUGAUGAGUUUUGACCAUGAUACUCUGGAUCAUGUUAAUUAGCCAAGUCAAACACACGUUGAUGACAAAUUAUUAUUUUUUUGGGAACUUAAGGGAUCUGACUAGAAUUU